Messenger RNA from Olea europaea var. sylvestris, 1504 nucleotides. Its product is annotated as dynamin-related protein 3A-like. Bases 190 to 1428 code for a protein of 412 amino acids. Gene Ontology annotation, cellular component: microtubule; membrane; cytoplasm. Gene Ontology annotation, molecular function: GTP binding; GTPase activity; microtubule binding. NCBI's taxonomy places the organism in Eukaryota, Viridiplantae, Streptophyta, Magnoliopsida, Lamiales, Oleaceae. The record is from RefSeq and is a predicted model, not a curated record. The transcript has 9 exons.
ACCCCUCCAUGAGCUACCGCUCUCGGUUAAUGUGAGAUGAUGCCACCCAUUGGUCAAACAUUUUUUUCGGCAAAAUUCAAUACUAAAAUUCAAACCCCUCCAUAGGCUGCUGUUCUCUAUCUUCGCCCCCCAGAUUUUAGUCGAUCGAUUAUUUCUUCAAAUAAAUCCGUUAAUUAGUUAAUCAAUUCCAUGGCGGAAGAGCAAGCAGAGGUGUCGAAUAAUGCAUCGGCGGCACUGGGUCACUCGGUGAUACCGAUUGUGAACAAGCUACAGGAUAUCUUCGCUCAGCUCGGGAGCCAGUCCACGAUCGAGUUGCCACAGGUGGCCGUAGUUGGCAGCCAGAGCAGUGGGAAAUCUAGUGUUCUGGAGGCGCUCGUAGGGCGCGAUUUCUUGCCUCGGGGAAAUGAUAUCUGCACGCGCCGCCCUCUCGUGCUGCAACUCGUGCAGAGGAAGAGGAAGGCUGACGGAACUGACGAGGAGUGGGGGGAGUUCUUGCAUUUACCGGGGAAGAGGUUCUUUGAUUUCAAUGAAAUCAGGAAAGAGAUUCAGGCUGAAACUGAAAGAGAAGCAGGAGGAAACAAAGGCGUUACAGACAAGAAAAUCCGGCUGAAGAUUUUUUCACCAAAUGUUCUUGAUAUUACUCUUGUGGAUUUGCCGGGGUUAACUAAAGUUCCUGUGGGUGAUCAGCCAUCUGACAUAGAAGCACGUAUUAGAACAAUGAUAAUGUCAUAUAUUAAACAUCAAAGUUGCUUGAUUUUGGCUGUUACACCAGCGAAUUCUGAUUUAGCCAACUCAGAUGCUCUCCAGAUGGCUGGAAUGGCUGAUCCUGAUGGUUUUCGAACAAUUGGUGUAAUUACUAAGCUGGAUAUUAUGGACAGAGGAACCGAUGCCCGCAAUUUCUUGCUUGGAAAAGUGAUUCCUCUCCGACUUGGAUAUGUAGGUGUUGUGAAUCGUAGUCAGGAGGAUGUACUGUUGAAUCGGAGCAUCAAGGAUGCACUUGUAGCUGAGGAGAAGUUCUUUCGUGGUCGUCCAGUUUAUAGUGAUCUUGCUGAUCGUUGUGGGAUUCCUCAGUUGGCCAAAAAAUUAAACCAGAUACUGGUACAGCACAUCAAAACGAUUCUUCCAGGGUUGAAGUCACGCAUCAGUGCUGCUUUGGUUUCUGUUGCAAAGGAGCAUGCUAGCUAUGGAGAGAUCACCGAGUCAAAGGCCGGUCAAGGAGCGCUGCUACUGAACAUUCUUUCCAAGUAUUCUGAAGCAUUCUCUUCAAUGGUAGAAGGAAAAAACGAAGAACUGUCAACAUCCGAGCUGUCUGGUGGAGCAAGAAUCCAUUACAUUUUCCAAAACAUAUUUGUGAAGAGCUUGGAGGUUUGUGGUGUUCAUUUGAAUGUUAUCGACAUGGAUCGUGAUUUCUUAGUUCUUACAUUGUGAAUUUUGUUGUAAAUUGUUUUCCAACUAAAAAAUGUGAAUUUGAUUGAGUAUUUAGAAUCCAGUCCUUUGUAGGAUG